UAACGGCACUCGACAGUAAACUUACUAACUGUCUUGUGGCCCGUUAUACGCAAACCCUAUUCUUUGGGUAGGUUGAUUGCCGGUUGUCGAGACCUAUUCGCAAAAUAUGUUAAGCCAGCCUAAUGACCCGUCAUAAACCUUAAGCCUUAAGACAAACAGUCUUUUCCGUGAACGAUACUAUUAACAAUAACUGCAAUUUCCCUCACUCUCCGAACGAAGACUUUUCCCCACGAAUAUAAAAGACCUGUGGACCGGGGAGGGGAGUUCAGUUUUUCCUAGACAGUGUCACCGUGACGGAAAGAGAGUUUCGAGUACGAUCUCAUCAAUUGAGGUAUCAUUUCGACAGAGUGCUUACUCCACGUGCUAACUGGGAGUACAACCUAGACGUUGCCGAAGAGUGAAGAGUAAAGAGUCCCGUUGACCGCGGAUUCGUUAUCGGACCUAAGACUAUUGUCAUUAGCAUCAUACUGUAAACAUGCAGUUACACAUCAGAGGAGAACAUACAACUUUGGUCGAGUCACAUGAAAAUGAGACUAUUGCAGACAUAAAGAGAAAAAUUGUUGAGGCAGAGGGUGCUGUAAAUACAGAAUUUAACUUGUACUGUUCUGGUGUCUUAUUAGAAAAUGAUGCUUCAGUUGGAGAUCUUACAUCAAAUAUUCUAGAAUUAACAGUUUCUCUUCCUGGUGGUAAGGUCCAUGGAUCUUUAGCGCGUGCUGGAAAAGUAAAAGCUCAAACUCCAAAGGUGGAGAAACAAGAAAAGAGUAAAAAGAAAACAGGUCGAGCUAAAAGGCGAAUUCAAUACAACCGAAGAUUCGUUAACGUGGUUCAAACUUACAGUCGUCGACGUGGACCGAACGCUAAUACAAAUUCAUAAUUGUAUGCAUAUAUAUUUAUAUAUAUGUAUAUAUACAUAUAUACAUCCUGUAAUUAUGAAAACGAAAUAAAAAGUUAAAUGUAA
Molecule: messenger RNA, 958 nt
Organism: Bombus terrestris (buff-tailed bumblebee)
Lineage: Eukaryota; Metazoa; Arthropoda; Insecta; Hymenoptera; Apidae
Gene: RpS30
Product: FAU ubiquitin-like and ribosomal protein S30
Exons: 5
Coding region: 476-874 (132 amino acids)
Biological process (GO): translation
Cellular component (GO): ribosome; cytosolic small ribosomal subunit
Molecular function (GO): protein binding; structural constituent of ribosome
Source: RefSeq, a predicted model, not a curated record